AAUUAAUAUUAUUAUAUACUAAAAUAUGUAGGCUUUUGUUAGAAAUUUCAUUCUUCUCAGGUAGUAUUAUACAUGGUAUCUCUCCCGCGCAGUGUUGUUUUGAAAAUAAGUAAAUAAUUCUCUCCAUGAAAAAUCAUUAACUAAAAAUGAGAAAGCUCAGUUUUUUAUGAAUCGAUGCGUAGAUUAAACGAUCAGUUUUGUAAAUUGUUAAAUGUAACAUUUUAAUUUAUAUUAAUAUUAUGAUUUCUCAGUAUACCGACGUACUGAUUGUAAUUGACAGAUUAUUGCCGUGUAAAUUUUUAUCGAAAAUGUAUUAAUGGGACGUUCGUAAUUUUUAGAUAUAUAUUUAAUAUAUAUGUAAACAUUAAAGAUCUAUUAGAAGAUUAUGUAAAAUAAGAUCAUUGAAUUUGUACUGAACUUUGACACAUUUUAAUAUAAAUACAUGCAUUGAAUUUGAUAGCAAAUACCAUGCCAAAGCGAAAUAAAUCUAAAGAUAAAGUGUGUUGCUUUUGUGGAUUGUCAGAUAAUAACGAAUUAAAAUUUGGAAAGUUUUAUGAACAUGGUGAUAUUAUCACACAUUAUUAUUGCUUGCUUUUAUCAUCAAAUAUGGAACAAAGAGGAAAUGAUAACGAAGGUAUUUUAGGGUUUCUUGUAGCAGAUAUACAGAAAGAGCUCCGUAGAGGAAAAAGAUUGAUGUGUACAUACUGUAAAAAAUCUGGUGCUACUUUAGGAUGUUGUAAUACAAAAUGUAAACGUAUAUUUCAUUAUCCCUGUGGACUGAGUGCUGGGGCGUUAAAUCAAUUUUUUGGCGAAUUCAGAUCGUUUUGUGUGAACCAUAGACCAAAACAGAAAAUAGAUGCUGCAAUGAAAAUAGAAUUAACAAGACUUAGUGAAAUAACAUGUUAUAUUUGUUAUGACCAAGUGAAUCUUGAUGAUAUAACUGACACAAUAUGGGCUCCAUGUUGUAAAAAGAAUGCAUGGUUUCAUAGAAAAUGUGUUCAGCAACUUGCUAUGAGCGCUGGAUAUUUUUUUAAAUGUCCUUUAUGCAACGAUAAGAAAUCAUUUCAAAAAGCGAUGCUAGAAUUUGGUAUUUUUAUUCCUAGUCAAGAUGCAUCUUGGGAACUUGUGCCAAAUGCAUUUGAAGAACUUUUAUAUAGAUAUGAUCAGUGUGAUGCUCCAAUAUGUCUUUGUCCUAAAGGUAGAAAACAUACAAGCUUUAAUGCAAAGUGGGAAUUAGUACUUUGUCGAACUUGUGGUUCACAAGGAAUUCACACGGCUUGUGGACAACUUAAAUGGGCAAAUCCUACUUGGGAAUGUUCAGAAUGUACUUCCAUAUUAGAUAAAGCCAAAAAAAGUGUUAGUUUUAAUGGAGCAGAAAGAAUACUACAAAAUACUUCUGACUCGGAAGAUAGUGACAGUGACAUUUCUGUCGGUAAAGAGUCACCUGUGCCAUUUGCAUCAAAUACACCAGUUUCUGAUUCUAAACCAUAUGUGUCAAUUAUUAAGCAACGUAUCGGUCCACAAACAUUUAAAUUAAAACAACUUGAAGCAAUUCAAAAAAUUCAAAAUUCACAGUUGGGAUGUAGUAGUAAACAGCUGAUUGAUAAAAAAGUUGAUUCAGUUUUGGAACUUAGGAAUACAGACGAAUGCAGUUCACAGUUUGCAAGUAGUAAUAAAAAUUCUACCAUUGAAGCAAAGGUUAAUGAAAUUAAAAAUAUUAAUCCUUUAGAUAAACAUUCCAAGUCUGAAUCACUUGCAUUAGUUGAUAAUGCCACUAAACUCAAAAGUGAUGAUGACAUUACAGAGACUACCAGUUGCGUUGUAUCGAACAGGGCAUCUACCAUUCCUUGUGUCAAAGAAACUGGAAAGAAUGGUUUAUAUCAAUCUAAAGAAACCAGUCCAUUACAGAAGAUUUCUUCAGUGGUAGUGAACAAAUUAUUACAAACAAAUGAUAUUAAACAAAGCAAUGCUGGUAACUCUUUAUCAAAUAAUAUAAACAACACUAAAAUUAAUAACUCAAUCAAGUUUGACGAUUUGAACGACACAAUAGAAUCGAACCAAAAAGUUUUAGAUGCUAAUAUUGACUGUAUUUCAAAUAUUAAAAUUACAAAUGUAGUUUCUCUAGCACCUGAAGAAUUUGAAAAAGUACCAUCUGUCAAUCAGGGUCAGAAAGUCAGUAAUAUUGAAUCUCAAAAUGAAGAGUUAGAUACAAAUUUAAAACGAAAAAUUGAUAAAACUACAUUGAAUUCAACGUGUUUAGUAAUAAAUAAAUCGAAAAAAUUAAAAGUAAAUGGUAGCACGUGUGAACAAACACAAACACCGUCAUGUAUGUAUUUAGAUGGUAAAAAUACUUGUAAAAAUAAUAAUAAUAAUAAUAAUACUUCUAUAAAUAAUGUUACAAUAUAUACGUCGGAUAAUAAUUUGCAAAUGAUUAAUGAGAAUGAGAAAUGUACUUCAGCAAAUGCAACUAAUUUACAAAGUUUACAAUCGCACAUACCAGUGCAAAAAUUGUAUGGUAAAAGUGAAAAUCUGUUUCCUAAAUGCACAUUGAAAAAUACAUCGAAUAAUCAAACGAAUACAUUAUUUGAAUAUGAAAGCAAAAGCAACGGAUAUGUAACAUAUGCAAAAGACGAACUAAACAAAUAUGUUAAAAUUGAUGAUGGCACAAGAAACUGUGACGGGGAUGCAGGCAGAAGUCCUGCUGCUAAAUCAAGAAAUGGAAGCUUCAGAUCUGAGACAAAAACUAAUUGCACGGAAGGAUUUAUCAAUUCAAGUGGUUCGCGUUCAGGAGCAGAGAGUUUCAUUACAGAACAGUGGAAAUCAAGAAAGAAUAUUCAAUCGACAACUAUUGCAACAUCGAAUGUCAAUUCCAAGAAAUCAAAUGCCACAUCAAGCAUUGUUUCAUCCUCAGAACAAUUUAAAAAUAGUGGAACUGAUUACACUCGAUUGAUACCAGAAUUUGUACGUUUACGUGACUUGAAGUUUCGUGUAUAUAAUUCAAAUAAUCUGCAGAUGAUUUUAUACAAUAAGUUUUCUGUAAAUAUUAAUAUAGAAAAUACAAAUGCGUUAGAAAAAAAUACUACAACUGAGACAUCAGAACAGACAGAUGCUCAGCAAAAAUUGUCUGAGACACAAAAUGAAACUUUGCUAAGUUUUAAAUCUGAAAAUAUUCUGCACAAUGUUUCACCUACUUGUAAUAAAGAUAAAACUAAAUGCUUACAUAAUGAACAGUCCAAGACUUACCAUGACGAUAUAAAAGAGAAUAUGGAUCCGGUGAUAGCAGUUCCUUGUAAAAGUAUAAUAACAGAUAAUUUACUUACCAAUGCAAAUUUAACUACGCAUAAUUUGACAGUUUCUACAAAUAGUAAUAAUCUAAAUGAAGAGAAAAAUACAAUCCCGUGCACGCGCAUUGGGUCUAAAAUAAUUGAAGAGAAUAAUAAAGAAACCAGUCAAGAAAAUAAUAACAUAAUUAACAAUAUUGGGAAUAUUUUGGAUGCUUUCACAAAUCCUACAAAUAGAUACUCGAAAAGUAUUAACAAUGUAACGCAAAGUAUUCAAAACCUAAAUUCCAGUUGCGUAACAAGUACUAUAACUGGAAAGAAUAAUUUAUAUAAUUCAACAAAACAUGUUCAACAUGCCUUACUUCCUGAGAAUCAUACAAACUGUAUAUCAGAAAAUAAGGUAAAAAGCAUAACUGCCAUACAGUUUAAAGUAAGUAUUGAUUUAAAAAAAGUAGAAAAAUUUAUUGAUAAUAAUCCAAAUUUAUUUUCAAAAUAUAAAAAAAAUUAGCAAUAUUAGAGGUUUUUAAAGGGGUAAAAAAUAUAGCAGGACAAAUUAAUUUAUUAAACGUAUCAUAAAAACAUUCUAAGAACUUAAAAAUAUU
Molecule: messenger RNA, 3883 nt
Organism: Megachile rotundata (alfalfa leafcutting bee)
Lineage: Eukaryota; Metazoa; Arthropoda; Insecta; Hymenoptera; Megachilidae
Cellular component (GO): nucleus
Source: RefSeq, a predicted model, not a curated record